Messenger RNA from Aureobasidium musti, 1581 nucleotides. The record is from the annotation of a GenBank genome assembly. NCBI's taxonomy places the organism in Eukaryota, Fungi, Ascomycota, Dothideomycetes, Dothideales, Saccotheciaceae.
AUGUCCUCACAAGAGCCUCCCAAGGAUACCGACGCUGAAUUGGAAGCCUUCAGACGACAAUGGCGUCAAGAAGUCGAAUCACGAAACAAGCAAUCCACAUCAGAACAAUCCCACCCAACUCGUCAUCACAAGCCGACUCAUCCCUCGUCCUCUGCUCCGAAGCCUAGACUACAACAACACAAGCACGAUGCACACGACGACGAAGAGGAUCUUGCCUCACAAGUAUACUAUGACUUGCCAGACAAAGAAGCAGAGUUGCGUCUGGACGCUCACGAACAAGCCAUCGCGAGAGGUGCCCUGACNAAAGAGCCCAAGUCUGCCCUCGAACACUACGAGAAGGCUGUUGAGAAAGAGACAAUGGGAAGCUUAGGAGACAGUGUCGCUCUCUAUCGAACUGCUUUUAAGAUGGACGACCGCGUACAUGAAAAGUACAAGAACAAGCAUUUCCCUCCUUCGGCCUUUCCACCAAAGCCAAAAGCCACUGUACAACAAUCAAAUCCUUCCAAUGCCUCACAAACUGUGCCCAGUACUGCGCACCACUCAUCCCACGGCAUACCGCCCACUCUGACAGAGUUGGUCGAUCAAUUCUCCCACCUUUCCAUUCCUGGCGCGCCAGCUCCCACAGAUGCUGAUCCACCACCGCCAUGUCCAAUUGCAGAGCUACCAGGCGAGAUCUUGUCCGAGAUCCUGACCUACGCUGCUGUUAGUGAUCUGGCUUCUCUCGCCAAAGUCUCUCGUGUCUGCAANAGAUUCGCAUAUAUCGUCAUGACAGACGAAUCCAUCUGGAAGCGCAUCGCUCAAGGUUCAGAGUUUGGCUUUGGAGGUAUGCAUUACAACUAUGUAUGCAACCUCAAAGGCGAGCCGCUUGAGCCAGACCUCCACGAUGACAUAGCCUACCUUUCUGAAGGACAGGACCAAGAUUCCGAUUCAGAAACCCAACUUACAACUCCUCCUCGCCCUUCCAAGACCACUCCGGAACUCGACAACGUAUUGCUACAUUCUCUCUACUCCUCUUCAUGGCGCCAGAUGUUCCGCUCCCGACCCCGUCUCCGCUUCAACGGUUGCUACAUAAGCACAGUAAAUUACCAACGCCCUGGUGCAACGAACACUUCCUCAUCGACUUGGGGCACGCCAAUCCUUAUUGUGACUUACUUCCGCUACCUUCGUUUCUUCAGGGAUGGUACUUGUAUCUCCCUGCUCACCACCACCGAACCAAUAGAUGUCGUUCACCACCUGACCAAAGAAAACAUGCGCUCAUAUGCCGCUGGUUCGCUUCUACCAAACAGUGUCAUGAAGGAUGCUCUACGCGGGCGUUGGCGCCUCAGCGGUCCAGGCAACGAUCCGGCCUCUGAGAUAGAAGGAGACGUACACAUAGAGACAGAUGGUGUGAUACCGAAGUAUAUGUGGAAAAUGCAAUUCGGUCUCGGAUCUAGAGGUAAAAAGAGCGCUGGGGGCAACAAGUUGUCAUGGAAAGGUUUCUGGAGUUACAACCGCUUGACUGACGACUGGGGCGAGUUUGGCUUGAAGAACGACAAGGCUUUCUUGUUUAGUAGGGUCAGAGGGUACGGAAUGGGAUACUAA